Fomitiporia mediterranea MF3/22 is the source of this 228-nucleotide messenger RNA. RefSeq lists its product as uncharacterized. The record is from RefSeq and is a predicted model, not a curated record. Bases 1 to 228 code for a protein of 75 amino acids. Gene Ontology annotation, molecular function: zinc ion binding; DNA-binding transcription factor activity, RNA polymerase II-specific. The transcript is spliced from 2 exons. Gene Ontology annotation, biological process: regulation of DNA-templated transcription. Lineage: Eukaryota; Fungi; Basidiomycota; Agaricomycetes; Hymenochaetales; Hymenochaetaceae.
AUGUGGGCACCUACGAGUAACGAAUAUUCUCGCCGCCUCGCACAGUCGUCCCAACCACAGAACACGAACGAUUACGACUAUGACUCAGAUGAGCAAGUCGUGAGAGUGCCGCGGCGAACUCCAGUUGCUUGUCAAUUUUGUCGAGGUCGGAAGCUGAAGUGCGACGGCCGAAAUAUCUGUUCUAACUGCGUUCGUCGCAAUUUGGCUUGUUCUUACGUCCCUGUGUAA